GAAACCUGAAGAGAGUGAGUCAGGUUAUAACUCUACUCUUCUUCUCAAAGAAACCCUAGCCGCAGGAGAAAACCUCGAGAGGAGUCACUGAUCGGCGGAAAUGACGACGAGAUUCAAGAAGAACAGGAAGAAGCGCGGCCACGUCAGCGCCGGACACGGUCGUAUCGGAAAGCACCGCAAGCAUCCCGGAGGUCGUGGUAACGCCGGAGGUAUGCACCACCACAGGAUCCUCUUCGACAAGUACCAUCCCGGUUACUUCGGUAAAGUCGGUAUGCGGUACUUCCACAAGCUCCGCAACAAGUUCUACUGCCCGAUCGUAAACCUCGACAGGCUGUGGUCGCUCGUCCCUGAGGACGUGAAGGCGAAGUCGACGAAGGACAAGGUGCCGUUGAUCGACGUGACUCAGCACGGUUUCUUCAAGGUGUUGGGGAAAGGUCAUUUGCCUGAGAACAAGCCUUUUGUUGUGAAGGCCAAGUUGAUCUCGAAGACUGCUGAGAAGAAGAUUAAGGAAGCUGGUGGCGCUGUUGUGCUCACUGCUUAGGUUUUAUCGAAAUUUUAUCUUCUCUGUUUGGUUUUAUUGUUGGAUGUUUAGUAAUGAAUCUUUGUCGGAAAAUUUUAAGUGGUUUUAUGACAUUGUGAUAUGCAUGUUUUUGAACA
Brassica napus (rape) is the source of this 657-nucleotide messenger RNA. Its product is annotated as 60S ribosomal protein L27a-3-like. The transcript has a single exon. Gene Ontology annotation, molecular function: structural constituent of ribosome. Gene Ontology annotation, cellular component: cytosolic large ribosomal subunit; ribosome. The record is from RefSeq and is a predicted model, not a curated record. Lineage: Eukaryota; Viridiplantae; Streptophyta; Magnoliopsida; Brassicales; Brassicaceae. The coding region runs from base 101 to 541 and encodes 146 amino acids. Gene Ontology annotation, biological process: translation.